Messenger RNA from Osmia bicornis bicornis, 6881 nucleotides. It is a transcript of the gene Sox102F, whose product is annotated as transcription factor SOX-5-like. Gene Ontology annotation, biological process: cell fate commitment; regulation of transcription by RNA polymerase II. The transcript has 10 exons. Bases 1642 to 4155 code for a protein of 837 amino acids. NCBI's taxonomy places the organism in Eukaryota, Metazoa, Arthropoda, Insecta, Hymenoptera, Megachilidae. Gene Ontology annotation, cellular component: nucleus. The record is from RefSeq and is a predicted model, not a curated record. Gene Ontology annotation, molecular function: DNA-binding transcription factor activity, RNA polymerase II-specific; RNA polymerase II cis-regulatory region sequence-specific DNA binding.
GACAAUCGUGCGCGCGAGAAACGAUCGCGCUAGGACGCGCGUGCACGCGCCAACGACAGCCGGUGCAUCGUCCUUCUGCACGCUUCUCUUCGCGAUCUGUGCAGGGUCAAAGGAUGACGGGAUAUAUGGCAUCACCGGUGCGCCCUCUGACAGCAAGCUGCGCACGGGGCGGCCCGCCCGUGUGAACACGUGGGAAAUCGCUACCGCCAUACCACCCGUCGCACCGAGCAUCCUUCUUUUCGCCGCCCUUCUUCGCUACCGCCCGAACAACAACCACGAUCCACCUGUUCGCCAGCUUCCAUCAUCCGCAGUGUCUCCGUUUGCGUCCGCGCGUCGCGCGCUCCCAUUCGAACGAUCCUCGAUCGAAAGAGAAACGUUUGAAUCCGAGGCAACGUUCUAACUCGUAAUCGAUUUCUCUUAACUGGACACCGAACGAAGACGUCGGCUGGGUCGAUUAGAAUCGAGGGGACCCGAUGACGGGGAAGAAGAGAAGGAAAUCUCGGAACUCGACGGACGGGAUGGGCAGGAUCGAUCGGAAAGAGGCCGAGCUUGACGCCUAAUUAAAUCGAUUAGACUUUGGGGUUAAUUGUUCUGGAACGUGAGCUCCGUUGGUACGCGUCUGUCGUCGGUAAUCGUCAUCGUUAUCCUCGUAACCAGCCUGGUCGCGAUCGGUCAGUCCGAUCGAACGAUCGAAACGUGACGUUUCGUUGAUCGCAGCAUCAACGUCAGUGAGUUCAACGAGAAAAUUUCGGUGAUAAGUGACGUCUCGUGUCCGGCAACCUUUGCCACGACCAGGGUAUUCCCUAUCUCCGUCCUCUCUUCUUCACCUUCGCUCACCCCUGCUCUCGUACUUUCUUCUUUCUCUUCUUUUUCUACUCUGUCUCUUUCCACGCUGUUCCCCUCGUCAACCCCUUUGCUCUUGUUUCCCUAGCCCGCCUUUUCUAAUCGUUCCUUUUCUGCCAGCCCGACCGAUCGGAUUGAACCGUCCCCACGAGCACGGUUGUCAUCGGCAUCCUCCAGGCUGUGAAUAAAAGUGAACGGUGCACGGCGUGAAAACUGGUGUCCAUUGUUACGUUCCGUGGCCAGUGCUGUGUUGUUACUAUCGCCGUUUAUUUCGUCAACAAAUCUCUCCUUUCUCCUCGUUCAUUCUUCGUACUCGAUAUUGUUCGUGAUGAUAGGACACGAGGUCCUACGUUGCUUACGUCUUUAAAACGCAACAACGAUCCGAAUGAUUGCUCAAUUAGUUGUAAACGUGUCGUCCUAGUGUUGGUCGCGAUACGAACCGACUGGUUCCAGAGGUGAGCGUACUUGCGCGUUUCUGUGACGGUGGGUGAUCAGUGCGAAGGUAUUCCGAAGAAAUCUCGUGUCGAUCGUGGACCAGUAACCGCGUUGUGCGCGGAAAUAUCCACCGGCAUCCGGCAUCUCGGGCCUCCACGAGUUUCCAGGGUGACACCGAUUAUGCGGACGAAUAAUCGUGGUGAUCGAUGAUCCGCUGGAUCGACGAUCCUCUCUCGUGGAAGCUACCAGUUGGGAUCGACGAACGGUGUGCUUCCUGAUGUUCGCCGUAAUUGUUCGCCGGUGGAUGGGGUCGUCACGGCCAUAAACCCGAUCAGCUGGAAGGAGAUUCGAAGCCGAUUGAGGAUGUCCUCAAAGAGGAAGUCACCACCAACGAAGCUAUCGGAGGGCGGGGGAGGCACGGGUACAGUGAUAGGCGCCAACGAGGAGGAGGAGGAUACGACCUCGUCGGUGACCGGUGGUCCCGGUGGCGAGGUAGCCGUCGGUGAAGAGGGUUCCACCACCCCCGUCGACAUCGAGGAGUGUUACCCUCAUCAAAGAGGAGGCGACUGCGAGUCGUCCGGCUGUUCGUCGCCGGCGACCACCAGUGAACCGGAUCUUCGCGAUUCGCCAUCACCCUCGUCGAAUUCCCUGCGACCAAGCAAGGGACAAAGGAUCGGUCUGUCCGGUCAGGAAACGCUCGCGCCUUACCACUAUCCUCACCAUCAUCAUCACCAUCACCACCACCAUCAUCAUCACCACACGAAUACAUCGUCUUCGUCCGGUGGUGUCGUGGAACCGGCCAGUUCCUCCGAGUGUGGCUCACCGCCUACCCCUUUAACCGUCGACCCCUACUACCCGAACCAUCCUCACCACAACAACAACAAUACCGUCACGCAGAAUAAUAACAACAGCAACGGUGGUAGCGCCACCACAGCCAGUACCAAAAGAUCCAUGGACGACGUGCUGAAGAGGUUAACCUGCAAGAUGAACAGCGAGUCGUUGUCGCUGCAGGACGAUACCAGCAACAACAGGCGGACAAGCCCGCCACCCUCUUCCACGCCGACCGGCCACAACGCACACUGCGGAGGCGUCGCCAGCGUGCCGAAUAGCGUGCCACCCUCACCCCCAGCUUCCGGAAGGAUGCAGAACACGGAAGGACAAGUUCAACAGGAUGGUGCCUCGGCUUUGCACAGGGUCCUAUGCGCGGAAAGCUUCGCGGAGAAGGAACGAACGCUAUCCGAGAUGAUCCUGCAACUGCAGCUGCUCAGGGAACAAUUGCUGCAACAGCAAGAUCAGACGAAGUCGUAUCCUGUGCACAUGAGCGUCGACUCGCAGAAGCAAAUCGAGAUACAGCGGCUACAAACGGAACACUUGAAGCGGCAGCAAGAGCACAUCAUGCAGCACAACAUCCAGGAGCUACAAGCUCAGAUGACAAAGAGCCAGCUGAACAUGUCAGGACCGCAAUCCUUGAUGUUCCUACCGUUUCUCGAACAGCUACGAGGGUUACCCGUGCAAUCGCCUAUGCCACCACCGCCGGCCACGUCGACCACCACCACCAACAAACAUAUCAAUUCGAUCGCCAACAUGAUCAGCAGCCACCGGGAAGGUCCUAGCUGGGCGACGGCGCAUUUGGCGCAAAUGACGACGCAAAUGGAGAAGGAAGCAUCGCCGACGCCGAUCUCGUCCGCCGUCGCGCCUACGGCGCCUCCUCUCCAGGAUCUCGACGCGCCGUUGAACCUUACCAAGCCGAAAUCCUCGUCGUCGGGGGCCACGGCGUCUUCCUCGUCGCCCGGAAGCGAUUCGCACUCGACCGGGGCCGGAAGCAGCGGUCAGCAGGAGCAGCCUUUGGCCGCGACUGCGCCGAAGCUCUUUCCGCCUGGUUUACCGAUGCCACGGAAUUAUUUGCCCAGUCUUCCUUACGCCGGAUUACCGCCGCACCUCAGCACCCUUUCCUCUCCGAUGGGCAAAGUGAUGUCAAAAGACGAAGCAGGCAGUGCGGGAGGUGCGGCAGCAGCCGCCGCGGUCGCAGCUGUAGAGAAACACUUCGCGAUGCACGGGAUCUACGCGCUACCACCUAGUGCAGGUGCGAUGCCUCCUUCGCCUCAAACUCAACGACCUAUGAAGCAUUCCGCUUCCCGGGACGAGGCUGCGCAAGAGGAACAAGACUAUCUCUCCACGUCGCACAUGUGGCGGGAGCCGGGUUACAAGGUACCGGAAGACAUAACGGAAAAAGCUAAAAUGGUGAGACAGCAGAAGAGGGAGGGUGAGAACAAACCACAUAUCAAACGGCCUAUGAACGCGUUCAUGGUGUGGGCCAAGGACGAGCGUAGGAAAAUUUUGAAAGCCUGCCCGGAUAUGCACAACUCGAACAUAUCUAAAAUACUCGGCGCUCGAUGGAAAGCGAUGUCGAAUUCGGAGAAGCAGCCGUACUACGAGGAACAAUCUCGAUUGUCGAAGCUGCACAUGGAGAAGCAUCCCGACUACAGGUACAGGCCGCGACCGAAGCGUACCUGCAUCGUGGACGGUAAGAAGAUGCGAAUUUCCGAGUACAAGUCGUUGAUGCGGCAACGACGACAGGAAAUGAGGCAGCUCUGGUGUCGUGACAGCGGUCAAGAGAUGAGUUUCCUGUCGCCGGUCGGUUCCGAUCUAAGCAGCCAACACCAUCCGGGAACGGGAGCCGGACCGUCGGCGAGGCCGUCCGUUUCGCCGCCCGCGACGAUGUUGAACGGAGGUGCGGCUGGUCCGAGUUCCGACCAUCCGUCCUUCUACUAUCCGCAGGACAGUCUCUCGCCGUCGGACAUGAUGGACUUUUCACCGGACAAUUCCGGCUCGAUCGGUGGUUACGACGCCAGUCCACGGCAUCACGACGAGGAUUGAACCGCGGCUCCGGGUCAGCCGCCAUGGCCGCCCGGAGCUUCAUCGUCAACGGUAGUGACAAGGUUAAAGCACCGCCACGGAGUUGCGUUCUGGUAACUGAAGGCACGCUGUUCUCCUCCUCGUGGUUCGACGCCGGAGGGACUUGGCGAUACCCGCGGCGAAGAUAACCGCGUGGUGAACGCGCGAGCGUAAAAAAAGGGAAGAACGUUCUCGAGGAGUGGACCGAGCGUCUCGAAGCCUCGCUCGAGAAGGUUGUGAUAUAACGAUUUAUUUCUGUGCCAUCGUACGACGCGUACGGAACCGCCGUCGCGUCGCUUAACAUCCAUCGCGUGCCACUGGUGGAGAAGAAGAACGAUGGCAUCCUCGUGUACUGUACUCGGGUCUUAGGACAGUGUCGCGAUACAGCCGAGCGUGAACGUAACGUAGGGUUCAUGCACCCCGGGGGUUCGUCUCCUUAUCCGUUAACGACGAACGUAUCACGGGAACGUUUCCGGUGUACAUGAGAUUAGAAACGAGAGGAUCACGGCGCGGACGCUGAUGACCUCUCGGUUUGCUUGCUUGCUUGCUUGUUACUGUUACGAGAGACAGGGUAAGCUAACAAGACACUCUGUUACUCCGUCAGCCGUACCACGUCGAGCGGAACGCGACGGCGGCAAGUAUACACGGUGUAUUCUCUUCUGUGUAAUCAAAACUGCGAACUGAUAAGGUUUGAUCGUCGUUAGCUAACGUUUCUAGGUAACAAGGUGCGCGCGAGUAAUUUUCAUUGUAACGAAAAACGUCGUUGCUGUAUCCAUCUCGCGCCUCUUUUAACGUACGACUGCGUGAAACAAGAUGCAUAUAGAAUUAUAAAUAAAUAAAUAAAUUUAAAUAUAUAUAUAUAUAUUAUAUAUACAUACCUGAUUUCUCGUAAGACUGCCAUGUGUCACGUGUGCGCGUCAGAAGGAUCGAUUCGAUGCAAUCUCCUUCGACGAUUCUCGAUCCAACUCGUUUAUCGCGUUUCGAACACCGUGAGACGAUAGUGACACGUAUACGUGCGUGCGUGAAGGUACGUUGAGCGGCCAAAAAAGUCUUGUUCCUAUUCCUUCUAGUGUGUGUGUGUGUGUGUCUAGCGAUACGCCAUUCCGGUCGGCCGUGUCUUCUAUAUGAAACGCAAUGGGAGAAUAAGAAAAAUCGUGAAACGAAUGAAAAAAAAUAAUAAAAAUUCUGAUCCGUUUGUAUCGCAUCUCCCAGGUAUACGGAAAGCACGCAAUUAGAUCGUAUUAAUAUUCCACGUUUCCGUAUUCGCACGCAAUUACUUGUAUUCGAUAUUCGCACGAGGGGACCGGGACAGAAGGGCGACAGGAAAAACGCGGGAAAAACUCUGUCACGCGAUUCACCAACUCGUCAACGGUGGUCACGUCUCGUUUCAUCUAAACACUUUUAGUACUUAUAGUAUUUCUUUUUUUUUUUUUGUUUCGUCAUUUAUUUAUGGACCCUAACGUUAACGACGAUUAGUCGCGGUGGAUUUGAACAAGUUGAGAAUGAACGAGCGUAAGGACACCAAGUACAUUGGCAAACGAUCGUCGAAAAAAUAUUGUUAUAUUCAUUGUUUUCUUAAUUGCAUCGACUAAAAUGUACGACGAUGAUUAUUGAAUAGCAUUUGUUAGAAAUAAUUCUAUGAUCGUUUGUCAGUGUACACACUCGUGGGCCUAAGGAUGGAGCAUGAAAAAGUAUGCAGAGAGAGUUAAUAAAGAGAAACUACGUAAAGAGAAGAAUCAAUCGAGAUACGUACGUACACACGUAGGAAGAAGAAAGAAAGCGAGAGGCACGCGCGACGUCGAUUUUUAGUACAAUGUUACUUCUGUAUAAAAUUGCGGAGGGGAAUUAGCCGUUAUUUAUUGUAAACGAUGUAACGAACGAAUAAUCAAAUUUUAAUACGACGUUGUGUUAUUUUUUUUUUUUUUUUCGUUUUUCAAUGUUCCGGAACGCAAGCUGUUACGUUUUAUUCUUCGAGUUGUGCGGUGAUGAAGGGUCCAGCAAGCCUAGAGAACCCUCGUGAACAGGGCUGAGCGAAAAAGAAGAGCACCGUUUCGUGAGAAGAAACUAAUUAGGUAUAUAAAGUCUCGUUAACGCUUGUGAAACGAAUCGAACCGGGUGACAAAGAUCGGGAGCUCGAUGUGAUAAUAUUUAUGUGCCAAAUAGCGUUUUCGCGGGCCGGAAGUGAGGUCGCGUUCCCUCCGGUACCGGGUCGGCAGUGUUGGCUCGACGUGAAACUCGAUUAAAUAAUUUUUACGUCUACUUCUAUUUUUUCUCACAGUUUUUCCUUCAUCUUUUUUCUAUUUCUAUUUCUUUCUCUUCUUCUUUCUCUUCCUCUUCUUGUUAUUUAUAAUCAGUGCAAUUCUAUACAAGGUACCUAAUAUAAUUUUAUAAAGAGAGCCAGUAUCCUCGGAUGUAUCUGUGCCCGGGUUUCGUCGGAUGAUCUUCGAUACCGCGGCCGGCGGCAGAUAGGAUAGCUUAAUGUUGAUAAUAAUUUAUUUUAUGUAUAUAACAUGGAUUUGUACAAGUGCGUCGACGAUGUUCACAGAUCGACCGAUGGAGAAAACAAGUGAAACAAUCGGGGCCGACGCGGUAAAAAAAGUGUCAAUACUAUUAAAUGUACAGUGUAACUAUAUUGUGAUGUAUUUGCAUAGCGCAAACAUAUUAUAUAUGUAAUUUACUCGAAAACACGUAGAAUUAACGAUGUUAAA